UUCAUGGAUUCCCUGGUAAAUGGGAACCACACUGCAAUGACUGGGUUCAUUUUAUUGGGCUUAACAGAUGAUCCAAUUCUUUGUGUCAUCCUCUUUGUGAUCAUCCUAUGUAUCUACCUGGUGACCUUAUCUGGCAAUCUCAGCACAAUCAUUCUUAUCAGAAUCUCUUCUCAGCUCCAUCAUCCUAUGUACUUUUUUCUGAGCCACCUGGCUUUUGCUGACAUAGGCUAUUCAUCUUCUGUCACACCCAAUAUGCUUGUAAACUUCCUGGUGAAGAGAAGUACAAUUUCCUAUUGUGGAUGUGCUAUUCAGCUUGGUUCAGUUGUUUUCUUUGGGUCAACUGAAUGCUUCCUUCUGGCUGCCAUGGCAUAUGAUCGCUUUGUGGCAAUCUGCAGCCCACUGCUUUAUUCAGCCAAAAUGUCCACACAAACCUGUGUGCAGUUACUCCUAGUUGCUUACAUAGGUGGUUUUCUCAACACUUGUUCUUUUACUAUUUGCUUCUAUUCUUUACUCUUCUGCGGACCAAAUCAAGUCAAUCAUUUCUUCUGUGAUUUUGCUCCUCUAGUUGAACUCUCCUGUUCUGAUACCAGUAUUCCUGCAAUUGUUCCCUCAUUUACUGCUGGCUCCAUCAUCGUGGUCACAGUGUUUGUCAUAGCCAUCUCCUACAUCUACAUCCUCAUCACCAUCCUGAAGAUGCGCUCCACUGAGGGGCGCCACAAGGCCUUCUCCACCUGCACCUCCCACCUCACUGCGGUCACUCUGUUCUAUGGGACCAUCACAUUCAUUUAUGUGAUGCCCAAGUCCAGCUACUCAACAGACCAGAACAAGGUGGUGUCUGUGUUCUACAUGGUGGUGAUUCCCAUGUUGAACCCCCUCAUCUACAGUCUCAGGAACAAGGAGAUUAAAGGAGUUUUGAAGAGAGAGCUUGGUAGAAAAAUACUUUCUUAG
This is a messenger RNA of Cynocephalus volans (Philippine flying lemur), 948 nucleotides long. RefSeq names its product olfactory receptor 5P6. The record is from RefSeq and is a predicted model, not a curated record. Gene Ontology annotation, cellular component: membrane. Gene Ontology annotation, biological process: sensory perception of smell; G protein-coupled receptor signaling pathway. Bases 4 to 948 code for a protein of 314 amino acids. Lineage: Eukaryota; Metazoa; Chordata; Mammalia; Dermoptera; Cynocephalidae. The transcript has a single exon. Gene Ontology annotation, molecular function: G protein-coupled receptor activity; olfactory receptor activity; odorant binding.